This is a messenger RNA of Lycium barbarum (goji berry), 1022 nucleotides long. RefSeq names its product protein DELETION OF SUV3 SUPPRESSOR 1(I)-like. Gene Ontology annotation, biological process: mRNA export from nucleus; proteasome assembly; double-strand break repair via homologous recombination. Gene Ontology annotation, cellular component: proteasome regulatory particle, lid subcomplex; proteasome complex. Lineage: Eukaryota; Viridiplantae; Streptophyta; Magnoliopsida; Solanales; Solanaceae. The coding region runs from base 183 to 407 and encodes 74 amino acids. The transcript has a single exon. The record is from RefSeq and is a predicted model, not a curated record.
GGAGUCCAAGUGAUGGAAGAGUUCUAAGGGAACUAAAAAUCCUUUCUUUAAACGUGUAUUUUGAAAAAAAAAAAAAAAAAGAGGGCACCCAACGUUUCAAAUUACCAAUCAAGACUCCAAUCAAACCCUGACAAUAAGCAAAAUCAUUGUUCUUAAAAUCUCUCCUUAUCUCUGAAUUGGAAAUGGCGACUGAACAACCAAAGCCAACAGCUGAAGACGUGAAGAUGGAUCUAUUCGAAGAUGAUGACGAAUUUGAGGAGUUUGCAAUUGAUCAAGAGUGGGAGGACAAAGAGGAAGGAAACGAAGUAACCCAACAAGGGGAAGAUGAUUGGGAUGAUGAUGAUGUCAACGACGAUUUCUCUCUGCAACUCAGAAAGGAAUUGGAAAGCAACACUGAGAAGAAAUGAGCUGCAUUUGCAUAUGAACUCUUUUUCUUCGCAACAUUGGACCAUGUUGUUUCUAUUCUGGGUUCAGAUGUUUCCAUAUGUUUGUACUCUUUAUUUUACUAAUAAAUCUUAGCUUUCAAAAUAAAAAUAAAAAAUUACCAAUCAGUUUUGCAUAAGCUUCAUUCUUUGUUAGCAAGACCCAAGAUUAAAGUAAUUGGACCAGCAAUCCACUAAAUCCGCUAGACAAAAAAAAAUAAAAAAAAUAAACAUCUCAAGUCUCUAAACGUGUUUUCAUCUUUUAUUGUACUUCAAGCCUAGUCUAAAAAAAAAAAUCAAAUACGACAAGUCUUGAAGUAGGGGGCAUUUGUAGUCAUUUAAAAUUUUAUUGGAUUUAAAUCAGUAUAUUAAUUUGGACUAUAUUAAAUUUAAGAAAAUAGUUCAAAUAAUGUGGCUAAUAUGGUUGGAUUAAUCAUCCAAUCUUAAAGAUAUUGGGCUAGUCCAUUUGAUUGGGCUCCAAAUGAUGAGUCCACUUUAAUAGCCCAAAGUCCAAGCCCGCGCCACGUGUCAAAUGAGGUGGCAAUCCAAGUCAAAUUAAUGGGCCAAUGAAAUCAUGCCAAGUGUACGGAUGAUAUGCUC